Messenger RNA from Salarias fasciatus (jewelled blenny), 941 nucleotides. RefSeq names its product calcium channel, voltage-dependent, gamma subunit 5b (gene cacng5b). The transcript is spliced from 5 exons. Gene Ontology annotation, biological process: neurotransmitter receptor transport, postsynaptic endosome to lysosome; transmission of nerve impulse; postsynaptic neurotransmitter receptor diffusion trapping. Gene Ontology annotation, cellular component: AMPA glutamate receptor complex; postsynaptic density membrane. Gene Ontology annotation, molecular function: channel regulator activity; voltage-gated calcium channel activity. NCBI's taxonomy places the organism in Eukaryota, Metazoa, Chordata, Actinopteri, Blenniiformes, Blenniidae. The record is from RefSeq and is a predicted model, not a curated record. Bases 57 to 887 code for a protein of 276 amino acids.
UGGAAAUCCGUGUUAUUUCCGACGCCAGCUGCUGGUCGCUCGCCCCGCUGGUCGCCAUGAGCGCGUGCAGCAGGAAGGCCCUGACUCUGCUGAGCAGCGUCUUUGCAAUCAGCGGCUUGGGGCUGCUGGGAGUGGCGGUGAGCACAGACUACUGGCUGUACCUGGAGGAGGGCGUCAUUAUGCCUCUGAAUCAGAGCACCGACAUCAAGACCUCGCUGCACUCGGGCCUCUGGAGAGUCUGCUUUCUGGCCGGUGACGAGUCGGGCCGCUGCUUCACCAUCGAGUACAUCAUGCCCAUGAACGUCCAGCUGACGUCAGAGUCCACGGUGAACGUGCUCAAGAUGAUCCGCUCGGCGACUCCCUUCCCUCUGGUGAGCCUCUUCUUCAUGUUCAUCGGUUUUGUCCUCAACAACAUCGGGCACGUCCGUCCUCACCGCACCAUCCUGGCCUUUGUGUCUGGGAUCUUCUUCAUCCUCUCAGGUCUGGCUCUGGUCGUGGGCCUGGUGCUCUACAUCUCCACUAUAAAUGAUGAAAUGCUCAACCGGACCAAGAGCAGCGAGGCCUAUUUCUCUUAUAAGUAUGGCUGGUCGUUUGCCUUCGCCGCCCUCUCCUUUCUGCUCACCGAGAGCGCCGGCGUCAUGUCGGUGUACCUCUUCAUGAAGCGCUACACGGCAGAAGAGCUCUACCAGCCCCGUCACCCCAAUUUUUACCGCCCCCGCCUCAGCAACUGCUCCGACCACUCGGGUCAGUUCCUGCACCCGGAGGCCUGGUCGCGCGGCCGCAGCCCCUCGGACAUUUCCAGCGAAGCCUCCCUGCAGAUGAGCGCCAGCUACCCCGCCCUGCUGAAGUGUCCGGACUACGACCAGGUGUCGUCCUCGCCCUGCUGAGGAGGCCGAGUCCAGUGCAUGAAAAGAUCACGGAAAGGUCAAAAGGUCGGCCGA